Messenger RNA from Chenopodium quinoa (quinoa), 1530 nucleotides. RefSeq lists its product as uncharacterized. The transcript has 5 exons. NCBI's taxonomy places the organism in Eukaryota, Viridiplantae, Streptophyta, Magnoliopsida, Caryophyllales, Amaranthaceae. The coding region runs from base 1 to 1530 and encodes 509 amino acids. The record is from RefSeq and is a predicted model, not a curated record.
AUGUUGUUUAGUUCUGUGCUUAUGCUCAGGAGUUCUAGAUCAGGUUACAUUCCGUUUGAUCCUGAAAUCGAACGUUCUUUCCAUAGACAGAAGAACCUUUUUAAACAGGAACAAGCUACUCCCGAGGGUAAUACACCUUUGGAACCCCCAUCUUAUUCUAGUGAUAUAGAAGUUUCUUCGGAACCAGAAUUAGUGAUGGCUCAACCACCUCGCAAGCUCAGCGAUUAUUCGCAGCCGUCCCUGGUAGAUUUUCCACACCUUGCUCCUACACCAAAUCUCGAGGGAGUACAAUUCGAGAUUAAACCCCAGUUUAUUACUAUGAUCGAGAGGAAGAAAUUCAGCGGAGCUAAGGGUGAAGAUCCAAAUCUUCACAUCUUGGAUUUUUGCCAAUAUUCUAAAUUGUGGUACAAUGGAUUGAACAGAGCUGCACUUUGUAUUACUAACUGGGAAACUCUUGCUUUGAAUUUUUAUAAUAAAUACUACCCUGCAGAAAGGACAGCUUUGUUAAGGAGUUCGAUCCAAAAAUUUUCCCAAGAAGCAGAUGAAUCUUUAUACGAAGCUUGGGAAAGAUUUAAGGAUUUGCAGAGAGAAUGCCCCCAUCAUGGGCUAGCACGAUGGCAGAUAAUGCAAGCGUUCUACAACGGGCUUGGAUAUAAUUCAAGAAUGAUUUUGGACUCUACAGCUAACGGAAGAUUUAUGAAUUUGGAUGUGAAUAUAGCGAGCAAUGUUGUUGAAGAGAUGGCUAUUCAUAAUUCCCAAUUAAAUCCCAGAGGAUUUGCAAAUAAGAGAAAGCACCAAGUCGAUUCUAUAUCCUUUUUGCAAGCACAAUUGCCUGCUAUUAGCCAGAAACUAGACAAUAUUAAUAAUUCUAAUUCUAACUCAUCUUCCGUAGUGAAUGUUUCUGCAAUUGGUCAUUGGGCGCAGGAAUGUACUAGUUUGCUUGAGAAGAUUAAUGCUUUUCAGACCUAUAAGCAAACUAGCCCAUACUCUAACACUUACAAUGCAGGGUUGAAAAAUAACCAAAAUAUGUCGUACAAUGGUACGAAUGUGCUUAACCCCCCACCACAGGUACUACAACCACAACAGAGGUACUACCAACCUCCACAUCAGAGACCACAACAAGCUGUUACUCCUCCUUCUGACUCUGGCUUAUCAGAAAUCAAAACGAUGUUAGUUAAUAUGCAGAAACAGAUGCAGAUUAGAGAUGCGCAAAUUGACUCGAUACUAGCACAUAAUAAGAUCAUGGAUAAUCAAAUUGCGCAACUUUCCUCUUCUCUGCAAACUCGCCAGCAGAGAGCCCUACCAUCGCAGCCAGAUACAACUCCAAAGAAAGUUACAACUCAAGGCAAGAGUGGAGAUGUACAAAAACUAGUUAUCAAACUUCCAUUCCCAAAUAGACAUCUUAAGAGUAAGUUAGAUAAGUGGUUUAGUAAGUUUCUGGAGGUUGUCAAGAAUUUGCAGCAUUGUACCAAAAUGCUGAAUUGUGAUGCUUGGGAUGGUGGUGGCUACGAGUUUGAUGAUGAGGGGUAG